GUGAAUUUGUGACCGUCGUUGGGGUUACGGCUUCUGAUACUAAUUGUGGGUUUUCUCAAAUGUGUUUUUGGGUACAGGAAGGUGGAGGGGAAUUUGUAAGUGACAGAGACGUGGUGGGAGUGGGAGGAGUGUGAGGAAUCGAGCUAGAGUUAAAGGAUUUCGGGGUGAAGGAAGGUGCGAUUGAAGGCGUGCAUGAAAUUUUGACGCAGCGGGUUGAAUCGGAAGGAGUUUUCAGCAGCUGGAAAGUACCUUCGAGGGUUGAUUCAUCCAAAGUUUCCAUGUGAUAUGGCUUCAAAGUAUCCGCGAAAAUGUAGAGAGCACGCAUCACCUGGAGUUGGUGGCAGGGAAUCUACGCAUCGCUUUGAUUCAAGGUCGCAGUCGUAUUCGUUCUCGGAGAAACCUUACCACCGUCGUCGCCGGGAUGCGUUUCGUGAUAUGAUCAGCGAUUUGGUGCAUCAGCCUUCCGACACUGCCGUGCCUGGUUUCAGGGGAGUGCGCUAUCGUCAGAAACUGAACAAGUACGUGACAGAGAUUCGGCCCACGAGGUGCUCGAAGAAAAUUUGGCUUGGGACGUAUGACACUGCAGAGGAAGCAGCGCGUGCCUUUGACAUCGGAAAUUUGUGUUGUAAGAAAAACCUGCCGCUCAACUUUCCGGAUUCGACUCAGAUGUUGCAGAGAAUCUCGUCGAAAUUGACCCCCGAAGCGCAACGAAAAGCCAUCGCGACGCUGGCGAAGGACGUAGUGCGAAUGGAAAAUGACAGGUCGAAGUUGGGUGGCGGUAACCUGACUACCACAGAGCCCCCGGUCCAUUCCGAGCCUAUUACUCAACACCUUGCAGCAGCUGAGAUUCGCGCGGUCACGUACAUUGAACAGCCCCUGGAAAUUGUCUACGGAGUGGAAGAAUCGGCGACGGCCAUGUCGGUAACGGAAGCAAAUGCGCGCGAUAACCACUCUUGGAGUUGGGACUUGGGCAAAGUGAUCCUUGAUGACGAGCUCUCUGAAAUUCCUAACUUCGUCGGAGAACUAGAUCACGAGGCUAUGGAUUUCAGUAGUCAUGGAGAGGUUUACUACCACCAUUAUGACUCUCAGUGAGUCCUACAAGCAUAUUUUCAACUAGUCAACAUCCUCAGUAGAUUUAGUCCAUUACUUUCUGUGUCAGAGCCACGCCUGCGGCUUAGACCGGGAAAGCUUGUAUAAACUGUAAAUUGAGCUCUCGUAGACAUGAUGUAACACCCAAUCACCUGUAAACCCCCCAGCUUGAGAUCACAAGGAGUAGAAAACCUGAUAGCUUCAAGAGUUUCAACCAACUCUUUUUCUCUGUCCUGAUUAUUGCAGUGGCAAAACGCCCAUGGAACAAAGAAUCUUUGUUCUUCGUCCGGCAGUGCAUCCACAAUUUUGGGGCAAUCGCAAUUUUGAUACUCUCCCUAUAAAUCUACAAAUUUGGAACCAUUAGCGCGACCCUGCCCAGCAGCAGCAGUUCAUGCUGGUCUAAACCCACUUUCAGUCUCCUUCAUCAUCCCAAGCCCAAGUCUCAUAGCUCUACGGACCAAAGUUACGCCAGGGACAACAGGCUGAUGACUUCCAAGAGCCCUUAUCGAUUGGCACCUCGAUGUCGAUUCAUUACAUCCUGGGGUUGAAGAAGGUCCCAAGGGUUCGGUUGUUCGCCGAUGAAAGUGGCACGUGAGUUGGGUUUAGAACGUCAUUCCAUCUUGCCUGACAACGAUCUUCUGUGACGCGUAGAUUCGAAGCACCUCGUCCAGUGUCGGAGCUUCAGAAACAUCUAAUAAAACGAUGGAUUUCCUGCACGCGCUUCUGGCCCUUCUCAUUCCUUCUCUGCCCUGGAGCGUUUGCUGUAUGAACUUGACAUGGCUGGGAGCAGAAUUCGGCUGACUUGGCACUUUGCAUGGAGGGUUUUUUAGAAUGAGAGCGAAGAAAGACCACUAGCAACAGUUGUGGAGGUCUGCCUGAGAAUGAAGAGGCAUCUUUUAAGUUUCUUAUAAGUAAUUGAUUCGGCAUAA
Messenger RNA from Physcomitrium patens, 2018 nucleotides. NCBI's taxonomy places the organism in Eukaryota, Viridiplantae, Streptophyta, Bryopsida, Funariales, Funariaceae. The record is from RefSeq and is a predicted model, not a curated record.